Messenger RNA from Aplosporella prunicola CBS 121167, 1743 nucleotides. RefSeq lists its product as uncharacterized. Gene Ontology annotation, biological process: tRNA methylation. Gene Ontology annotation, cellular component: nucleus; tRNA (m1A) methyltransferase complex. NCBI's taxonomy places the organism in Eukaryota, Fungi, Ascomycota, Dothideomycetes, Botryosphaeriales, Aplosporellaceae. The record is from RefSeq and is a predicted model, not a curated record. The annotation marks the transcript as partial. The transcript has 2 exons.
AUGCACGCCUACAUCCGCCCCAACAGCUUCAUAGUGCUGCGCCUGCCCUCGGGCCUGCUCAAGGUCCUGGAAAUCGUCCCCAACACCACCGUCUCCAUCGGCAAGUUCGGUACUUUUCCUGCCAACCAGCUGCUCGGCAGACCCUACAACCUCACCUUCGAGAUCCUCGACAAGGAAGAUGGCCUGGCCGACACGCGCCUGCGCGUGAUACCCGCCUCGGAGCUCCACGAGGAGGUUCUCAAGACCGAUGAUGCCUCGCCUGAGGAAGGCACCCUCGCUGUCGCCGAUGCGAACGGCGAAGCCGGCGUCGAGUUCGACAUUGUCGGCGAGAAUGGCGAAGUCCUCAUGCGCAGCAACCGCCUGACCAUCGACGACCCCACGAGGCAAGCACUGUCUAUGGAGGAGAUCGAGGAGCUGAAGAAGGCUGGUACAAGCUCAGGCAGGGAGAUUAUCGCGAAGAUCAUGGCGUCGCAUCAGGCAUUGGACGAGAAGACGGCUUUCUCUCUGGCCAAGUACACGCUUAGGAAGUCGAGAAAAUACCUCAAGCGCUUUACUGUGCUGCCAAUGGAUGUCUCCAUGUUGGCAGAGGUGCUCAAUGACCGUGAGGCGCAUCGCGUAAUGGAGGCCCGCGAGGAGAUGCUAGGCUUGGUAGGCAGCUGGGCGAAUGUGCGAUAUGGGGGAGAGAACAGGCUAGAACCCAGCGAUACCCAAGAGGGAGCGUUCGUCGGAGGCGGCAGGUGGCUGGUAGUCGACGAGACGGGUGGUUUGAUCGUGGCUGCUCUAGCAGAGAAAAUGGGAGUUCUAUAUCCCCCGGAGGAAGAAGACGACGAGAGCGAUGAAGAAGACAACGACCAGCCAGCCGACGAGGAGAUGCCAGAUGCACCCCAGGUACCGGCUGCGGAUCACGCAUCAGGGACGGCCCAGCCCUCCGAACGGACCAACGGCGACACCACCACUGCAACAGCAGCGCGGAAUAAACAUGCCAUUCCGGCCAUGUCGGCUCAAACCAACUCCUUGACCCUCUUACACUCGAACGCGCAACCCAACCUCGGUCUCCUCAAGUACUUUGGCUUCGACGCCAGCUCACCGAACCAGCCCCCCACGCAUCCCCUCUACACGCACCUCAAGUCUCUCUCAUGGCUGCAGCUCCUCUCACCCAGCGAAGACGCCGGCUACGCAGAGCCAGAGCGCCUGGACGAAGAGACGCUCAAGGGCAUGAAGAGCGGCAAGCGAGGAACGUACUACCGCAAGCGGCGGCGAUGGGAGCGCGUGCGGCGCGUCGUGGACGAGACGCGGGGCGGCGGCUUUGACGGGCUCGUCGUAGCAUCAGCAAUGGAGCCGGCCACGAUCCUCAAGCACGCGGUGCCGCUGCUGCGCGGCGGCGCGCAGGUCGUCGUAUAUAGCCCGACGGUGGAGCCGCUGACGGAGCUGAUGGACCUGUACGGCCGCGACCGCAAGACGGCCUUCAUCAACGCGUCGCAGGAGCGCGGCAGCGAGGCGACCGACGAGGCCGCCCAGCGCGAGUUCGACGACGACUUCCCUGUUAACCCGACGCUGUUGCUUGCGCCGAUGCUGCAGACGGCGCGCGUGCGCAGCUGGCAGGUUCUGCCUGGGCGCACGCACCCGAUGAUGACGAGCAAGGGCGGCGCGGAGGGAUUCCUUUUCACUGCGACGCGCGUCCUCCCCGCCGAAGGUAAGAUCGAGGCGCGCGGCAAGUUCUCGAAGAAGCGGAAGCCGCAGGAG